This is a messenger RNA of Sander lucioperca (pikeperch), 3274 nucleotides long. RefSeq names its product homeobox protein Hox-D9b-like. Gene Ontology annotation, molecular function: DNA-binding transcription factor activity, RNA polymerase II-specific; RNA polymerase II cis-regulatory region sequence-specific DNA binding. Bases 102 to 1016 code for a protein of 304 amino acids. The transcript has 3 exons. NCBI's taxonomy places the organism in Eukaryota, Metazoa, Chordata, Actinopteri, Perciformes, Percidae. The record is from RefSeq and is a predicted model, not a curated record. Gene Ontology annotation, cellular component: nucleus. Gene Ontology annotation, biological process: regulation of transcription by RNA polymerase II; anterior/posterior pattern specification; proximal/distal pattern formation.
AAAUACUACCAUUUUAGGGGAGGAUGUAAGCCACUAUACCAUCCCAUCUAACGUUUUACAGUCGCACUUAAGUGUCUUUUUAUUGAAAUAAUAAAAUAAACAUGUCGCUAACGAAUUAUUAUUCCAUGAUGGGGAUCCAGACUGAGGAGCCGUACGGUGCACAUUUCAUCCCGGGAGGCUUGCAGGGUUCGACGGCCGGCUGCGCAAAGCCAGGCCGGAGAGCGGAGGCUGAGGAGGGGACCCCCGGCUCACACAUUCCAGAUUUUUCACAUUUUUCCAACAAACAAACGAGCUUAAACGGCUUUUCUCCCUGGGCAAACAACUCUACUUCAUCUUCGCCCUCUUCUCCGCAGCUGCAGUCCACCCCCGGUCUUUUUCACCCACAUCACCUCCUGAGCCACCACCACCCAUACUACGACCCGCAGACGCAGACCCACACCGAACACCUCGCAUCCGCGGCCGCUUCCGAGGGCAGGUUCGUCCGCUGUUGGGAGGGGGCGACUCCCACCUCGGAGACUUCUCUGUCACAUGCGUCGGUCGGUUUUCCCGGGUGUGUCCCCGCUCAGGGUGACCUUUCCAAUCUGAGCCCGAGGUAUGAGGCGAUUAAACCUGAGAGUUCACCGCCGUCACACGACAGCCCCGAAGAUUCCAGCUUCGCCAGCCCGACUGAGGUGGUCCUCGAGCGGCUUGGCACGGCGAAGGAGCUGGGAAGGAAACCGGAGCCCAAAAAAGUGGACGAGGAGAGAAAAACAAAGCAACAGCUUGACCCGGAAAAUCCAGCAGCUAGUUGGAUCUAUGCCAAGUCCACCCGGAAGAAAAGGUGUCCAUACACCAAACACCAGACCCUGGAGCUGGAGAAGGAGUUUCUCUACAACAUGUACCUGACCAGGGACCGGCGCCUGGAGGUAGCAGGACUCUUAAAUCUGACAGAGAGACAGGUCAAAAUCUGGUUCCAGAACAGACGGAUGAAGAUGAAGAAGCUGAUGAUCCGGGAGAGGAGGAGUGUGAAUGAAUGAUGGAUUUGGAGAAGAGGCCGGGGAUGUUUUUUCUUCUUUCUUCCAGGAUAGGUGAGGAGGUGGUGAUGUUAUAACUGAUAAAAGAAACCCAGUGCUCCGAGAUUCCCAACAUGUGAGCAGCUGUUACUAAGCAACGGAUUGUGAAGCUAUAACAUGGCUGCCCUGGAAAACUGCAGUGGUGAUACUCUGCAGGGGAGACCAGGAUGUGUUGUAACACUUCUACAAAAACUAUUCCUUUCAAUGUCUUUUGGCCUUUUUCACGUUAGAUCUUCUGAAAUCUGGUUCUUCCAUCUGCACGUUAGUCAACCUGUAACCUGGGGUACUUGUAAAUAAUGCUCAGAAUAAAAAGUUGAAAUUUACAGAAAAAUCCAUAAAUUGAAUUAAAAAAAAACGCAUACUAGAUGAUAUCAAAGACUUUGCUCAUUUUAAAAACACAUCUGUUUUUGACAAGGCUGCAAUCUCACAUGUCCAAAACUGAAACUACUUGACUUCACAUAAAUUGCCUGUGCUUUCUGGUAAAAAAUCUGAAUUGCAUUUUAUGAUUUACUGUAAUGCUAAAACUAAAGUCAUAAAAACUGCUUUCAGUGUGCUAGACGUGACUGUGCUACAUCUGUUAUGGCCUGAAAUAGUCGCAGAGUUUUUAAAAUUUGAAAUAAACAUACUUGUGGAAAAAAACCCUAAACAAACAAAGACGCCUGACACUUAAUCAUAGUCAUAAUAAUAGAAAAUAAAAGAGAUAAGAGAGUGAGACAGAAUCAGACAGAUUAGGUGGUAAAUGAUGUCAAUUGAUGCAUUUAUUGAUCCCUUUGUUAGCUCUAAUUUAGAAGGUGGAAUCUGUUAAUAUUCUUGAUUUAAAUUUUAAGUGAUUUGCAUGAUCCAGUGUUAUUAAAGACACAAAGCUUUACUGUGGCUGGACUUACCCUCACAAAAAUGUGAAUCUAUCAAAACGGCAACAUUUCAAACACGAUAUUAAAGGUGAAAUUGCUGUUUUCCAUGUGAAAUAUAUGAAAACAUGUUGCUAAAUGUGAAUUUUUGAAAUGUAUUUCACAUGUGAUAAAUUGUGCUCCUUUGCAAAGGAAAGUUAGUUCAAACCAGACUUUUAAACGGAAACAUCCAACAUCAUUUAGUGUGUAAAUUAACAUCUUAAGCAUACAAGUUAUUGAAGAUGGAUUUAUGCACACAAAAACAACAAGGUGAGAUGUUAUAAGACUGACUCCGGAUGCUCUGCCAUAUUGGCUGUAGCUUCAGUACUGCUUUUACAUUACCUAUUGUUCACUAUAGAAGACAAAACCCUGCAAAAAGUUAAGAUUUUCAGUGUUUAGGAGCACUUUAUCUCUCUAGGGCUAAAGAUGUAGACGAAUGUGUAGAGAUCAACUGGCUGAGAUUAGUGUUAUGUCCAUCCACAACCUUAGAUGAUUACACAGCUUGUAAUUGUAACACUAGAACAGAAAAAAAGUAUGUCAAGUUUGCAACAUUUUAACUAUAAAAUAAACCAAGAAGCAAAUUAUGAAAUGAAUACAAUAAAUCAACAGUAAUGCCAAAAUACUUUGCACUGUAUUUCAGGUGUGUCCAGGUGGGUGAUGCUGUCAGAGAAGCAUACACAGGUUUUUAAUCUGGCUGCUGAUUGGAUCAGUUCUCUGUGUUACAACCAACCCCAGUCUCCCUGAAAAUAAUAUCCAAAAGGGACGUUUAUCAUUUUGUUUUUUUAAAAAAAGAAUAAGCUUCCUUGUUAUUAUUAUUACUUUUUUUAUAAACUGUGCAUGUAUAGCCGAAUGGACGUAUUUGUUGUUAUUGUUGCUGUGUUGUAUAAGUCUAUUUGUUGUUAAUGUGGGAUAUAUGGAGAUCAUGAUAUGUUCACACACACACACACACACACACACACACACACACACACAUGCUAUCUAAGCUUUCUGUUACCUCCUAGAAUAAACAGCUACAUGCAGUUCAUGUGAGACGUUCUAUGUACAAACAACGCACAACCUAUUUUUCAUUUUAGAAGGUAGCCUAUACGAUAACAUUAAGUUAAAAUAUUAGAGGAAUAUUAUAGGGAUAUCAGUACUUUAGUGUUUUUUCACGAGGAUGAGAUGGACUCAAAACCAACCCAUUCUCCCUGGGAGAAAAGGGAAACCCAACAGGCUAUGUUAGCCUACUGCUGAGAUUUAACUGGAGGCAUGGUGUGUUGUGAUGACACGAGGCCUUCAUCUGCUCUCAUUUAGCCUCAAUAUGCUGCUCGUAGGGAUUUUUUGAAAAUGAAAUAA